GAGUCUUCGUAUUUGUAUCAGCAUGGCCUUCUCCAAAGGUCUGUCAGACCGACCCGACAGCGGUCUCUUGUACCGUCCGCAACUGUCCCCACGAGAAGAUGCGCCCUACCCGACAUCCACCACGACGUUUCCCUCGCCACUGUCGCCCUUGAGGAACCUCAGCCUGGCUGCUACUGCUGCCGAGGGUCGCGGAAGUCUACAACGUCGUUUUACCACGAAUGCGCUGCCCACGCUAUCACCCAUCGCUCAGCAGAGACGCCAGGCUGCCGAUCCCGCCAUGACGGCGUUCAACAAGAUUACUCCCUCCGAGAGAAAAGCUCGUCAGUACGAGGAGCUCCUUGCCCAGCAGCGCCGUAUUCAGGCUCAAAUGGCCAUGAUUGACCCGGAGACUCGUCGUGAAGUCGACGAACAUCAAAGAUUGGAGCAGGAUAUCACCAUGUUCACUGCAGGACAUUUGAGCGAGCCCACCACGCCGCCCGAGUACUACAGCUCUGUCAACCGUGCCCACAGCGCUCGUUUGUCCACUGCCAGUUUGGCUUCUCCUCCUGGAUUCCCGGCUCGCCCCAAUCGUUCGGGCUCUCAGCUUGCAUCCCCUCAGACAACAUUCUCGAGACCAGUCACUUCGCACGUCCACUCAGCGUCUAUCCCAUCUAGAUCGGUUCCUGCCUCGCGCCGUGGCUCUGACGAAGAUGAGGAGGAUACUUCAUUGUCACUUGCGGACAUCAAUCAUCGCGCUGCAGCCAACCUCAAUCGCAACUCUAUGCCUGUCAAGAUGGCCGAACUGUCUACCAUUCUCGGAUCUGUCAACACCACCGGUUUCCUGUUUGGUGAUGAGGACGAUCACAAGUCUACUCGUAUCCAGAAUCCGGCCGCAUCCCCUGAUGCCAAGCAGUUCCUUCAGUACCAAGCCAGCGACGACAAGUUCCCCAUCCUCGUUCGUCGUGAGGGUGAGGGCAUGCAGCUUUCCGCUUCUGCUGCAGCCGUGGAGAUGGCCAAGUCCCAGCAGAACGGUAUCGACAAUCAAGAUCGUGCCACCACUACCCGCACCAACAGACAGUCGCUUCCUCCCAGUGCAAUGCGCCAGUCUGGUUACGGCGAUGCUCCCAUGUCUCCUCUCAAUGAUCAACACCGCAAAAACACUGCCGCCAACAGAAGAUCCAUGGAAGUCAAGUUCAGUGGUCUUGCCACGCCUAAGCGCCCUGGCCUGUUGGCCUCACCCAAGAGUGUCGGCUCGAACGGUGUGCCCAAGUUGCAGGGUUCUUACUCGACCAACGACAUUCCCACCCUGAAGAGUACGAAUUCUGCCAACUUCUCUGAGAGCUCGGGUGCUGUUCAGAGCCCUCGUCCUGAAUUUGCUUCGCCUGCUCGCCAGUCCAACAUCCUCGGCAACGGUCAUCAGAACGGCUUCCACACUCCUGCUCGUCAGAUUCAGGAACAGCCCAAGCCCGAGGAACUUAACAGCGGAGCUCCAUCUCAGAGAUCUGCUCUUCAAGCUAGUGCCGCACCCUUUGGACCUACUGUCACCUCUCCCUCUUUCGAACCUGCUCGCGUCAUCACCAACAACAACUCGAACGGCAUCAGCAACGGUCAUAUAAGUCCUCCUUCGAUGCAGACUUACGGCAAUGGAGCCUACUAUGGUGGCUAUGGCAUGCACAUGCUGGGCAAUGGCUUCAACCAAAUGUAUCUUGGCAACCAGGGCGGUGGCCAAUGGGGUCACAUGGCCGGCUUCCAACACGGAUUUGGCGGUGGUUACCCUCAGCAGCCCUCCCAGCAGCAGCAGAGCCCCGCGCGCUACAACGACAGCCAGCCCCGCGUCAUGCAGCAGCCACGCCGCAACACUAACGGAGAUGACAACUCGCGUUACUCCAACGUCAAGUUGCAGGAGCUCAUCGGCGAGAUCUAUGGUCUUUGCAAGGAUCAGCACGGCUGCCGCUACUUGCAGAAGAAGUUGGAAGAAAAUGAUGAUGAGAACAUCAGGCUCAUCUUUGAGGAGACCAACCCUCACAUGAUUGAGUUAAUGACUGAUCCCUUUGGUAACUACCUCUGCCAGAAGCUGCUUGAAUACGCCAACGAUGACCAGCGCACUGUUCUCAUUCGCGCUGCUGCCCCCUCGAUGGUCAAGAUUGCUCUCAACCAGCACGGUACCCGCGCUCUGCAGAAGAUGAUUGAGUUCAUCUCAACCCCUGAGCAGAUCCAGAUUAUCACCGAGGCUCUGAGAUAUGAAGUUGUCCCUCUCAUUCAAGAUCUCAACGGCAACCACGUUAUCCAGAAGUGUCUCAACCACUUGUCUCCCGAGGACGCCCAGUUCAUUUUCGACGCUGUUGGCACUAGCUGUGUCAUCGUUGGCACCCAUCGUCAUGGCUGUUGCGUCCUGCAGCGUUGCAUCGACCACGCCUCUGGUCACCAGAAGGGUCAGCUCGUCCACCACAUCACCAUGAACGCCUUUACUCUUGUUCAGGACCCCUUCGGCAACUACGUUGUUCAGUACAUCCUCGAUCUCGGCGAACCUGCCUUCUCUCAGCCUCUGGCCGAGAGCUUCCUCGGCAAUAUUGCCGCUCUCUCCAGACAGAAGUUCAGCUCCAACGUCAUUGAGAAGUCGAUUCGCACUGGCGACGAGACCACCAGACGCGCUCUCAUCGAUGAGAUUAUGAACCCUGUCGAUCUUGAGAAGCUGCUUCGCGACUCAUACGCCAACUAUGUUGUCCAGACCGCCAUGGACUACGCCGACCCUGAGACCAAGGCUCGUCUCAUUGACAACAUCCGUCCUAUCCUUCUGUCAAUCCGCCACACUCCUUACGGCCGUCGCAUUUCCAGCAAGAUCCAGGACUACGACAACCAGCUCAACGGCAUGCCUGGUUCCAUCUCUCCUCCUGGUGUCAUGUCGCCUGGUCAGCUCAACUCCACCCCUUUCCGUACCAGCAGAUCCAAUACCAUGACCUCCUACACCAGCGCCAACAGCCCUGGUGGUCAUCAAGCCGGUAACUACGGUGCUGCCAGCAUGGGCUCUCCUAACGGUCACAACCACCACCACGGAUCUCUCAACACCAUGCUCGCCCAGGCCCCUCAGCAGCAAACCAAUGGCAAUGGCUUUGGCCAGGGCUACCAGCAAUUCGGUCAUGCUUCUCACGGCUCUCGCUCUUCCAACAUGGGACACUAC
This is a messenger RNA of Aureobasidium uvarum, 3157 nucleotides long. The record is from the annotation of a GenBank genome assembly. NCBI's taxonomy places the organism in Eukaryota, Fungi, Ascomycota, Dothideomycetes, Dothideales, Saccotheciaceae.